Tremella mesenterica DSM 1558 is the source of this 2004-nucleotide messenger RNA. RefSeq lists its product as uncharacterized. The record is from RefSeq and is a predicted model, not a curated record. The transcript has 2 exons. NCBI's taxonomy places the organism in Eukaryota, Fungi, Basidiomycota, Tremellomycetes, Tremellales, Tremellaceae. Bases 1 to 2004 code for a protein of 667 amino acids.
AUGGUUACAUCAUCUAGUAAACAGGUCCUUCCGUCUGAUGUUCGACCUCUAUCGCUACAUGAACAAUUCUCACUCUGUCGUCGACAUGCAGGAUACCCCAAUAUAAUCUCGGUAAUCGUUGCAUAUCCCACUGUCUUCCAUUCCGAAGAACACUCCAAGGAAAAGGUUGAUCAAGUACAAGAUUUCCCCUCGGAAGAAUACUUGAAAAGGAGGAUAGAUCAAUUACAAGAUAAAUUACCCAUCUUACAUUCUCGUUUACGAAAAGGAUGUUUCGAACCUGGUGAAAGAUGGUCUGUUGGGGAUAUCUUACGUCGGGAGGUGGUCCCUAACGAUGGUUUGUCCGAUGAACAACGAACAGAGGGGAGAGAUACCAAAGGAGAAGAUGGAGAAGGAGAGGAACAAGAGACGUUGAUGAACUAUUUAAUAGAAAGAGAAAUUAGGAGAAUGGAAAGACAACCUCUUCAUGGACCUAUGUGGCAAGUCACCUUGUUCACUAGACCAUCAACAACCUCUACUAUAUCUCAAUCAGAUCAAGAAAACCAGGAUCAAAUAACCGACCAUAUAUCUUACCUCACCUUGAGCGUAUUCCACGAACUGAUAGAUGGUCGUGGUAUACUCCAUUUACUAUCUGCCUUACUAUCUUCAUCAGACAUAAAACAAGAACCAUUCCGUACUUCUCUCCUGGAAGAAACACAUUAUAUUAAACCACCUAUAUGGUAUAUCUUGCCCAUCGCAUUUCAAUCUCUUUUACUUCCUCUCUUACCUGAAUUCGUCCAGAGGUACUUUGAAAAGCCUCGACCUUGGCCAAAGAAGACGGAGACGAAGGAAAAUCCUUUGGAUGUAGAUUGGACUCAAACCACGGUCGGGCUGUCUGAAAAUGUGGUGAAUGGUUUGAAGGUGAAGACGAGGGAAAAUGGAGUGACUUUACAUUCUGUGUUCACUAUCGGACUAGGAUGGGCAUUGAGGGACGUCAUGGGGGUUCAAGAUGAUGACGGGGAAGUCAAGGGGAAAAUGUUGUUACAUACCACUCAUCCGAAAGAUGAACGUUCUCCUACCGUUGGACAUUCGGCUAUCGUCGGGAAUUACGUAUCUCACUUGUCGGUGGAUUUCGAGUUACCUCUUUCUUCGAGGGAUGAGUUUAGAGUCUUCACAUCGAAAUCGUCUGCAUCGACCGCAUCUACUCCCUUGACCCCAUCGACCCUGUCUAACGGAUUGGUGGAGACGAAUGUUCCUGUCAAACAUAUCUCAAAUGGGGAAUUCUCAAUCACAAAAGGUCUGAAUCUCACUUCUUCAGAUAUGACUCCAACGUCAUCAGUGGGAACGAUGAACCGUGAAGAUUUCUUCUGGGAGUCAACACGUCAAGUAGGUAUACAAUUGAAAGAUGACAAAAAGAUAAGAGAAGGACGUUGGGGCAUAGGUUUAUUAGAAUAUGUUCCUAAGAAAUUUGUUGGACCUCUUCAUUUGACUCCUCAAAAUGUUUCUUCUCAGGAUUCUCAAAAUGAUUCAUUUGAGGAUGAUGUUGAAGAUGGAAGAGUUGUAAAGUUGAGUGAUACAAAAGACCAAUCCAAUGAAUCCGGAAUGAGGAAAAGAAAUCAAAAUAAACCAAUAUUGGUCAAAUCCAAAGGUCAAAUACAACAAUCAAAUACGAAUACGAAUACGAAUACGAAUACGAGUACAGGUAGCCCCACUGAGGUUAUAGACUACGACACAGAAACAGGUUGGGAAACUUUUUUCAUUUCUGAAACUCGUAAAAUUCCUUUCUCAACCAGUAUAUCAAAUUCAAACCUCGGUUUUUACACUUUACCACCUUAUGCGACCGAUCUCAUUUGGGGAUCAAGUUCGACGGCUUUCGGACCCGCUUUGAACGUUUCUAUCAUUGGACAUGAGCGUGGGGUGAGAGUGGGGAUGUCUUGUAGGCUUGGGGCCGCUUUGGGAAUGGAUGAGUUGGAUGGAGUGGGGAAGAGGUUCAAGAGGAUGAUGAGUGAUUUAGCGGGGGUGAAGUAG